UUUUUAAACCAGUAUUCGUACCAGAUAAUGGCCGAUGAUUUACAAAACUAUAAACUGCAGCUUCAACAGGUUGAAGCUGCUUUACUCACGGAUCCGGAAAAUUCGGAGUUACUAAAGCUCAAACAGGAUUUGGAAGAAGUCAUUGAUCUAACGAAGGAUCUGAUUCGCGCCCAGCAGGAAGCUGAACAGAAAAAGAGUGCAUACGUAGAGCCGGCCAGCACGAGCUAUUUUGAUGCAUUUUCUGCCGCAGAAAAGAAACCCUCUAAACCUCUCGUUAUAUGGAAAGUUGGCGACAAGUGCUCCGCCAAGUGGAUCGAAGAUGGGCAAUAUUACGAUGCUACCAUCGAAGCAAUUACAGAUAAUGGGGAAGUCAGUGUUGUAUUCGAUGCUUAUCAGAAUCGGAGUACGACUGUUAUAGCGGAACUAAAGGAAAGGAAGAUCCGUAACGAAGUAUUCCCUUCAAAUAGUAACAAGCGAAUGCGACCGAACCAGAAAGAAUAUCUCAAGAAGAAAAAACAAAAGAAGCAACAACGUUUCAAGGAACUUGAAGAAGAACGAGAGUCGGAGAAAAACAAAUGGCUUCAAUUUGCAGCGAAGAACACCAAAAAGACUGGUGUAAAGUGUAAAAGCAUAUUCGCCUCGCCGGAAAAUGUAAAUGGGCGGGUCGGAAUCGGCACCUGUGGCGUUUCGGGUAAACCGAUGACCGAGUUCACCCACGGGGAAAAGUAUCGCAAAGGGGUGUAGGUGGCAGGGCUUGUUUAUUGAAUGUUUUCUACGUAACAUACUUGCGCUCUAUCGGAUUAUCCAAUAUUCUUAGCUGUUUUCUUCGAAACAUCUACAGCGCAUCCGCUGCUGCAUUAAUCGUGAAAGUUUUGAUCCAAACGGAAUAGUUUUUACGAAAAUAUUCACGGAAAACCUUCCUUUAGUGAGACAUCUGUGAAUUUGCUCUCGACAUAGUAUUGUGGUUAGUGCUUAGAAUAUUAGUUUUUGUCUAAGCCACUUGCCCAGCCACUUACCCACAGUCACCCAGCUUACCAGCGACAAAUUCGAUGAAAGUUGAGAAACCCCGGUUUAAAAUUGGG
Molecule: messenger RNA, 1082 nt
Organism: Sabethes cyaneus
Lineage: Eukaryota; Metazoa; Arthropoda; Insecta; Diptera; Culicidae
Product: survival of motor neuron-related-splicing factor 30-like
Exons: 6
Coding region: 28-744 (238 amino acids)
Biological process (GO): regulation of alternative mRNA splicing, via spliceosome; mRNA processing
Cellular component (GO): precatalytic spliceosome; cytoplasm; nucleus
Molecular function (GO): RNA binding
Source: RefSeq, a predicted model, not a curated record